AUGUCACAACAAACAGCUACACAUAUAACUGGACAAUGUGAUGUUGCUGCUAGUGAAAAUAGUCCUUUUAGUUCUCCCAUAUCAUAUCAGCCAGUAUGCCAAAGGUGCUUCAAUCCAUUACAGUUGGAUCAAGAUUUCGAGCACUUACAAAAAACGGAACUUAUGACUUUACUAGAUGCUACAACUGCUGAUGGUGAAAUAGCUGAUCCUAUUAAUUUGGUACCUGUUCGAAAUCCAACAACUUCUCGACCUAGAUUCAUUGUACCGCCUAAUUCAGCAUUAUCCUUAUUAAAUGAUGAUGAAGAUCCACUUGAAACUCUUCAAUCAUAUGAAGGACCAUCGUCUAGUCUUGAUCAUCGUCUCAAGGUGAAUGCUUGUCUGUUCGAUGUUUUAAGUGGUCGUACUGAAGUUGAUCAUCCAUUAUGUCAAGAAUGUGCUGAUACUCUACUACUGGCUAAACAACAAUGUUUAGAAUUUCAAGAAGAAGAAAUGAAAUGUUUACAAUUUUAUCUAUCGUAUUUGGAUUCAACAGCUGGAAGAAUUGAAGCUAAACUUAAAUCUAAACAAGCCUCUAAGAUGAAGUCUGCAGAGACCAAACAAACUAGAUCUUCACUUGAAACAGAUGUCAUUGUAAAUGAUAAACGUAUUUCUAAUCAGAAAGGUAUUAUGGGUAAUGAUUCAAAACCAAUAACUUCUAAUGAUAGUAAUCCCCUUCAUGAUAAUGUUGAUGGAUCUGAUGUUAACAACAGUGAUGAUAGUGAUGACGACAACGAGAGUGAUAAUAAUGAUGAAACAGUUAACGACUCCGCUCUGAUCGACUGUAUGUUGAGCCAUACAUUCCAUGAAGAAAAUGAUAAUGACAAUUAUUUUGAUGAUGGUGAGGAUGAUGAUGAUGUCGAUAAAGAUGUAGAUGCUAAUGCUGACCACACCGAUCCUAUUCAUACUACAAGAAAAGGCACUACUUGUGCUACUACUGAUACAAAUCCAGAGUUGAAAAGAUAUAAAGUUAAGUCAAGUUGUAAAAAAUAUGGUACAAAUAUUAAAGAACUUGAGCAGACGUUAAGUGUUUUACAAUCAAAUUUAAACGAGUUACUUUUUGAAAGUGAUCGAUUGGACAAACAAAUUGUUCAAGAUACAAUAGAACUGGAAAAACGUACAGAAGAAUUAGAUAGAGCUACAACUCAGUACAAUGACCAAAAGUUGGCCUUAAUGGAGGCUGAAGAGGAGAUGCAGUGUCUAGAAUCUCGACUCACUUAUGCUCGAAGUCAUUUACGCCGUCUGCAACGUACAAAUGUGCUUAACAUUGCUUUUCCUAUUUGGUAUGAUGGUCAUAUUGGAGUAAUAAAUGGUUUACAUCUUGGUCGUUUGCCUAAUCGUCCUGUCGGUUGGGAAGAGAUCAAUGCUGCUUGGGGACAAUGUGCAUUGUUAUUGCAAUGCAUUGGAAAAAAAUUGAAUUUUACUUUUCAAAAUUAUCGUAUUGUACCAAUGGGAAGUCAAUCAAAAAUUAUUCAAUUGUCAAUAUCUAAAGAAUUUCCGCUUUAUUAUACUACAGGCGGUAUGAGAUUGUUAAGUGCUGGCAAAUUUGAUACAGCUAUGAUAAAUUUUCUGGAUUGCGUGAAUCAAAUUCAAAUUCUUGUGGAGCAUUCAUCUAAUAUACAACUACCGUAUCGUAUAAAGGAGAAAGGGAAAUUACAAGAUCCUGAUGGUCAAGUUUUUUCGAUCAGAUGGAAUGGUAAUUCUGAAGAAAAUUGGACAAAAGCCUUAAAAAUGAUGCUGAUCAAUAUGAAGUGGAUUAUCGCCGCACUAUCUGCUCGAAAGAGUAAACAACGCCUGCCAACAACAGUGAAACCACCUGGUGUACAGUCGACUGCUAGCACCUCUGAAACCUAAUCAAUAAUUUGUAAUGUGGAUUAAACGUGUGCCUAAAUGCCUCCAGAAACAAAUAGAGUUUGAAACUUUUCAUACAUGCCGGUGGAAAACGUCCCUCUCCCUCUAUAGACAAAAAUAUUAUGGAAACGGGUCACGAAGUUCAUGUUCAAACAGCUUUCUAAGUUUUAUGGAGAAACAGUCAGUGACCCAUACUGAGCUUUAUGGAAGGUUGACUAUACCCGAAUUGAAACCGUCAUUGAUUCACUCUUCUUUUUUGUUCUUAAUUUUCAUUCCCUAUUUAUGAUGUCAGUUGUUUUAUUUGUUCUCCCAUGCUUCAGUUUUUUGUGGAUUGAUUUGGUAAGGGAAUGUGUUAUCAGAUUGUUUGAAGUGUAUUGCACUGACAUGCCACAUAUUGUUCACAUGAAUAUCGUUCGCUAAUUUUAUCAUCUAAAAUCUUGUUCAACUUGUGAAAUCUCACGUAGAUAAUUGCUGUGAGAAGUUAUGCAGUUCAGUUGAAAUGCAAAAUCAUGCUUUAUCUCUGUUGCAGGAUAUCUCUCCUACUUGCCACGCUAAACUCAUC
Heterobilharzia americana is the source of this 2449-nucleotide messenger RNA. NCBI's taxonomy places the organism in Eukaryota, Metazoa, Platyhelminthes, Trematoda, Strigeidida, Schistosomatidae. The record is from the annotation of a GenBank genome assembly.